GUUGUGCCCCGCGCUCCUAUGGCGCUGAAGCGGAUACAGAAAGAGCUAAGUGAUCUGCAGCGAGAUCCACCAGCCCACUGUUCUGCUGGACCUGUUGGAGAUGACUUGUUUCACUGGCAAGCAACAAUUAUGGGACCUAUUUGUGCAGGUCACAAAGAUGUUGUGUGUUUUAAAACUCCCUGAUGUCAUCAUGAUCAACUGAAUUAUGUUGGAAAAUCCUACUCUUUGCAUCUGCAAAGAGAUACCACUUCUUAAGCCUGAUAGCGCAUAUCAAGGGGGAGUAUUUUUUCUCACAGUACACUUUCCAACAGACUAUCCUUUCAAGCCACCAAAGAUUGCUUUUACAACAAAAAUAUACCACCCAAACAUAAACAGUAAUGGGAGUAUUUGUCUUGAUAUCCUGAGAUCACAAUGGUCACCAGCUCUGACUGUAUCUAAAGUUCUAUUGUCCAUAUGCUCCUUACUUUGUGAUCCUAAUCCAGAUGAUCCUUUAGUACCAGAUAUUGCACAGAUCUACAAGUCAGACAAGGAAAAAUACAACAGACAUGCAAGAGAAUGGACUCAGAAAUAUGCAAUGUAAACUUCUGAAGACUUUUUCAUAUACCAGAGUACUGUAAAUUCUAGGAUUUUUUCAAAAGUAGAAGGAAAUGGAGCACAGUUUACUGUUUCAACGUAUCAUGAUGCGCCUUGAAUUUUUUUCAACCAUGUAAGUGUGUUUCUGGAGCAAGGGAGAACCAGCUUCCAAAAAUAACCUUAUGACUGUGAUCAGAAUAUUUAUCCUCUUUGUAUGCUUUGCAGAAGACAUUUAAUAUGGUUUUUAAGAGUUGGGCAUCUGCAUCUUCAGACUACAAGUUCCAUAGUGCAGUUGUAAAGCAACCAAAUUAUUUUUGCUGGAAAAAAGUAGCUGGUUUUAUGUGAUGAAUACUGUAUGUGUGUCCUUAAAGUAAGUUGUCUGUUUCGUGUGUUCAAAUUUCAUUUUGUUAAUUCACUUACGUAAUUUGUUAUUUUUUUAUUUUAUAGACUAAGUAUUUUAUUUACCAUGUAAGUUGUUUCAUAUUAGACUUACUAGCUUGUGCACAGUAUUGACAAGAUACAACUGCUAGUAAUGAAAAUAAUUGGGAGUAUCCCACCCCUUAGGAUAUUCUAAAGACUGACUGCAGAUUUCUUAAAACCUAAAAUUAUCUUUGCACUGUAAUUCUUUAUAUGCUGAUUUUGGAGAAACACUUGGUUUUGAUUCUGUUGCAUACUUGAUUUUAUUGCAAUGUGAACUAAUUGCACUGCUAUGUAGAAAGAUAUGUAACCAUUUUGUUGCUAUUCCCAGCUGUUUUUUGACAUGGGCAGCAUAACACUACCACAGACCUUUUACAAAUCUAAAUAUAGCAUUUUCCAUAUAAAUAAAAUGCCUUUUCUACUAUUUGUCUUGGCUAUUUUUUUAAUCAUACAUAUCUUUAAAUUUCUUGCUCUAACAUUAGAGAAUCAAAAUAUGUGUGCAUGUGUCCUGUAGACAACAGGGAAGGGAAAGCCAUGCAUCUCAAAACUUAGAACUGUGUUGCAAUUAAUUUUUAUGCUAGCUUCUGCCUAAUUUAUUUAGCAUGCUUUGCCCAUUGUUUUAUAUAGGAUUUAAACUAGUUUAAUGGUUUGUUAUAGCUAGCAGAAACUGUGUUGGAAUAUCAAACACUUGUUAAGGUGGUGUGUUUGCAGCAGCAGAAUGUUACAGUAAACUUGCGUUUGAAGCCAACUUUCCAUUAACUAGCACUUCAGUUGCUUCAGGCUAUCCACACAGAAAACCAAUGCUGCUGAAGAGAGGCAGUAUGUACUUACAAAGCGCAUUAGAAGUGGAAGAAGUUUGAUUUCCUACUUUACAUUCUUAGGUAUCUGAAAAUAAAAAUGUGACUGUUUUUUCUCUGUACGUUGCACAUGAAAUAAGUGACUUUCCAUUGGAAAUUUGUUAUCAUAAUAUAAAUUGUUAAGAUAAUACAGUAUUUGGCCUUUUUAUUUUAAUGAAUGCCAAAAUUGGCAUUGGGAGUGGGUGGGAGAGGGGAUGUGUGCACAGUAGGAGCUUGUAUUUCUGCUGGAGGAUCAUUGUUAUCUUCAUGCUUGCUGUCUUACAGACCUGACCUAAGUUGUUAAGUUGGUCACACAUGAGCCAAUGUUACUCCUGUAUUACAGUUCUAUGAUGUAAUGAUGACUUCUGAAACAAAAUCUUGAUGGGGAAUGGCAUAGUUAAUCUUGGAGGCUUACGUAAACAUGGCUAUUUUAAGUUAAAUAAAGGUGGGUGAUUCUGUUGUUAA
Melopsittacus undulatus (budgerigar) is the source of this 2291-nucleotide messenger RNA. It is a transcript of the gene UBE2D1, whose product is annotated as ubiquitin conjugating enzyme E2 D1. Lineage: Eukaryota; Metazoa; Chordata; Aves; Psittaciformes; Psittaculidae. The record is from RefSeq and is a predicted model, not a curated record. Gene Ontology annotation, molecular function: ubiquitin conjugating enzyme activity. Gene Ontology annotation, cellular component: nucleus. Gene Ontology annotation, biological process: protein K48-linked ubiquitination. Bases 206 to 580 code for a protein of 124 amino acids. The transcript has 8 exons.